CAGUUUCCUCAGUUGGUGUGUUUCUCCUCUUUGUCAGGAUGAAGGUGUGCGUCCUCCUGAUGUGUGUGUGUUGUCUCUGUUGGAGGACGGAGGCCCAGUCCAGAUCGUAUCUGAUCACGGCUCCUCUCUCUCUGCGUCUCGACGCCAUGGAGACGGUUCUGCUGCAGCUGUUUGGUUUCACAGAAGAGGUGACGGUCUACGUGUACUUGAAGACCUCCAUGGCUCCGGAUCACAAGGUUCUGGCUCAGGAAGUCGUGACUCUCAACGCCCUGAACCAACACCAGGCCGUCGCCACAGUCCAGCUGCACCCGGGUCAGCUGGAUAAGAGUGUGAGUCAUGUGAUCCUGCACGUCCAAUCACCGGAGAUCAACCAGCACCUGUCUGUGGCCAUCAGCCGCACCAACGGCUUCCUGUUCAUCCAGACGGACAAACCGCUGUACACCCCCCACCAGAGCAUCAAAGUGAGGGCGUUCUCCCUGAACCAGGAGUUGAGACCGGCCAAUCGCAGCGUCUUCCUGACCUUUAAGGACCCGGAUCACACCACAGUGGACAUUGUGGAAAUGAUCGAUGUGAACAAUGGAAUCCCAUCGAUGCAAAACCCGUUCAAGAUCCCCAUCAAACCAAAGUUUGGGAUUUGGACCAUUGAAGCCUCUUAUUCUGACGAUUUCACCACAACAGCGAAAACCGACUUUGAAGUUAAAGAAUACGUUCUUCCCAGUUUCUACAUCAACGUGGAACCAGAUGCUAACUACGUUAGCUACGGAAGCUUCAACCGUUUCAACUUCAAGGUGUCAGCCAGGUAUGUCCACGGGGCUCCGGUGGCUGAGGGGGAGGUGUUUCUGCGUUACGGCUACGUUAGUGGGAAGAGUCCUCCGGUCAUCAUCCCCAGCUCCUUCCAAAAACAGAUAUUGUCGUCGACAGGUGAAGUGGACGUGACUGUAAACAUGGAGAAGGUCCUGUCAAAACACGAUGGACCAAAAGACCUCAACAGUCUGGUGGGGAAGUACCUGUACAUCGCUGUCUUGCUGCAGGAGGAAACAGGUGGGAUCACUCAGGAGGCGGAGUUUGCUGCAGUGAAGUUUGUCAAAUCACCUUACAGACUGAGCCUGGUGUCCACGCCCCCCUUCAUCAAACCUGGACUUCCUUAUAACAUCCAGGUGCUGGUGAAGGAUCACCUGGACAAACCGGUGAACCGGGUUCCGGUGCGCCUGGUGGAGCGACAACUGUUCAAAAGUGGGAUGGACAGCGAGGUUCUCCCCUGUCCCACCAACGCCAACACCCGAUCAGACGGGCUCGCUGGCUUCAUCUGCAACACACCCAGUGAAGGAGUCAGAGCAGUGCUGAAGUUUGAGACGGCGGACCCGGCCCUCCCAUUGGCCAGUCAGGCCAGUCUGACCCUGGAGGCCUUGACCUAUAACUCUCCUAACCAGCGUUACCUGUACAUCGACCCCCAGCCCGGCCGGGGCCUGAUGGUGGGACGGCCCGCCGGCAUCCAGGUGUACUGCACCGCGCCCUCCUACGUGCCCAUCAGAGCGCUCAGCUACCUGGUGCUCUCUAAAGGGAAGGUGGUGGAUUACGGCAAUCAGAAGUUCGUCUCCAGCGGCGAUCACAAACAGAGUCUGAGAUUUGAUGUGACGACCGCCAUGGUCCCGUCCAUCAGGCUGCUGGUCUACUACAUCCUGUACGGGGAGGGGACCAACGAGCUGGUGGCCGACUCCGUCUGGCUGGACGUCAGAGACAAGUGUGUCAACGGACUCCAGACUGAUCUGUCGUAUCGCAGUCAAGUCUACAAACCGAAGGAAAACAUCCGGCUGGACAUCCGGACCAAUCAGGACGGUCUGGUGGCUCUGUCUGCUGUCGACUCCGCCCUCUACACACUGCGACCCAACUACAGGGACCCCGUUACCAUGGUUCUGCGUCACCUGGAGGACAGUGACCAGGGCUGCGGUGGAGGGGGGGGCAGAGACAGCGCAGACGUCUUCCGAUUGGCCGGCCUCACCUUCAUCACCAACGCCAACGCCCACCCGUCAACCACCAUUGAGGCGUGCACAGCAGCCGUGCGUCCAAAGCGAGCUCUGACUGAAGAGGAGAAGAAAACCAAAGUGAAGAGCUACGGUCGAGUGAAGACCUGCUGUGAGGAGGGCAUGAGGUACAUCCCAAAGAGCGUGACCUGCCUUCAGUUCGCCAUUCAGCGCUUCAAUAAAUACCCUCUCUGCAGACAGGCCUUCAGGGAGUGCUGCGAGUUCAUCCAGCAUAACCUGGACCAGGGCCAGGACAUCAUCCUGGGACGCCAUGCGAUGGGUUCAGACUUCGACGUGGCCCCUUCUCUGGUCCGGAGCUACUUUCCAGAGAGCUGGAUGUGGGAGGUGCAGCCUGUCAGGUCCGGCAAGCUGCCGGUCACCAGGCCUCUACCAGACUCUCUCACCACCUGGGAGAUCAAGGCCGUCGGCAUGUUCCAGAACGGUGUGUGUGUUGCGGAGCCGGUUCAGGUGUCGGUCAGUCUUCCUCUCAGUGUGGACGUCCCGCUGCCUUAUCAGUUGGUGAGAGGAGAACAGGUGGAGCUGAAGGGCUCCGUCUACAACCAGCAGCCCGACGACGUCAAGUACUGUGUGACGCUGAUGGCCGGCCCGGCGGUGUGUCUGCAGCAGUCCCAGCCGGUUGCUGGGAGGGCGGGGUUUCACUCCACCUCCUGCAACUGGAGCCAGCUGUUGGGGGGGCGGGUGGCGCAGGUGAGCUUCAUCCUGCUGGGUCUGCAGCCUGGAGAACACAUCCUGACCUUCCACCUGAGGACCCAACAGGGACAUGAAGACGUCCUGGAGAAGAAGCUGAAAGUGGUGCCUGAAGGAGUGAAGAAGGAGGAGUUCUCUGGAGGCCGACUGGACCCUCAGGGACUCUACGGUUCAGAGAAGAGGACGGUGGUGCUGAAGAACAAACCGCCGCCCAACGUCGUCCCGAACACGGUGGUGGAGAGGAUGCUGACCAUCAACGGUGAGAUUCUUGGUGACGUCCUGUCGGUGAUGACCAGCCCCGAAGGCCUCCGACAGCUCAUCAACCUGCCGGCCGGGUCGUUGGAGGAGGUGCUGGGCAGCCUCCUCCCGAUGGCUCAGGUGUACCAGUACCUGGAGACCACUGGACGCUGGGACAUACUGGGAGAAGACAUCCAGAGGAAGUCAGCCGACGUGAGAAGGAAGAUCAGAGAGGCUCUGGUCAGCAUCAGUUCAUUCAAAGGGGGAGACUCCAGCUACAGCAUGUGGAUGAAGAGAGAACCCAGCACCUGGCUGACGGCCCUGGUGGUGAAGAGCCUGUCUGUGGCGGACUCGGCGGUCUCUCUGGGCCAUCAGUCUCUGUUUAACUCUGUGUCCUGGUUGAUCCGUAACGCUCAGCAGCCGGACGGAUCCUUCAGGGACCAGUCCUCCUUCAGACCCAACAAGAUCAUGUCUGCAGGGACGUCUGCUGUCGACCGAUCGGUGUAUCUGACCUCCUUCGUGCUGAUCGCGUUACACAAAGCCACGAGCAUCAAAGACCCCAUCCUGCAGCUCCAGUUCCAGGAUGUCAGCAUGCAGUCUGCAGUAAACUACAUUUCCCAGCAUGCCCCGGCUCUGAAGAGCGUGUACGUGCGUGCGGUGGCGCUGUACGCUCUGACCCUUCGUGACCCCGACUGCAUGGCGGUCUCCGAGCUGAUCGGCAGUCUGGAGAAACUGGCUCGAGACAAAGGUCACCCCGCUGUCCUCAGGUACUGGCAGGAGUCCAGCGUGACAGCUGAUUGGCUGAAACCGGAACAAUCCAGCGGUCUGACGGUGGAGACGACGGCGUACGUCCUGCUGGCUGUUCUGCUCAAGGGGAGACUCCCCUACGCCAACCCCAUCCUGUCCUGGCUGACCCAGGAUCAGCACUACGGAGAGGGUUUCUACUCCAUGCAGGACACAGUCUUGACUCUGGAGGCGGUGACGGAGUACAGCAGAAUCGUCCCUCGGGCCGUCCUCAGUCAGGACAUCAACGUCCGCUACAGCAGGAAGGGAGCGCUGGGACGAGUCCAGCUGAGCCAGAGCCGACCUGUGGCCACGCCCAUCCAUGUGACGAAGGAUGAUGACAUCACCGUGUCCACAGGUUAUGGGAGGGGCGUGUCCAACGUGAAGAUGAGGAUGGUUUACUAUGAGACCGUCUCUCCUGCUCCCAACUGUAACUUUGACCUCACCAUAGAAGUGAAGGGCCCCGACACCUCCAGCGAUCCUGCUCUCAGUGCUCCUCACCUGGUUGCCUGUGCAAAGUACAAACCUCCUCCUAACGAGGUGUUCACAGAGUCCAGUCUGACGGUGAUGAAGAUCCAGCUGCCCACAGGUGUGGAGGGUUACCUGGAGGACCUGAGACAGUUCAGGGACUCAGAGGAGCCGAUAAUCUCUCACUACGAACUACAAGGAAACACUGUGAUCAUCCAGAUGGACUCUGUUCCCUCAGACAUCUUCCUGUGCGUUGGUUUUCGGAUCAGGACCGGGUUCAGGGUGGGCGGAGCCAGCAAGUCGCUGUUCAGCGUCUAUGAGCCUCAGGACAAAGGCGGUGAAUGCACCACACAGUUCUCCUACCAGCAGCAGAAGCUGCAGCGCCUCUGUGUGGAUGAACAGUGUCAGUGUAUGACAGCUGCGUGUGCUGCCUUCAGGGGAAACAUGGAUGUGAAGCUGACGCUGGCCAAACGUAUUGAAGAGACCUGCAGGCCGCACAUCAAAUAUGCCUACAAGGUGACGGUGACCUCUUCAGCAGCAGAAGGAGACUUUAUGACCCACACAGCCACCGUAGUUGAAGUCCUGAAGAACACAGAUAAAGAGUUGGAAGCGGUGAGUUCAGGGACAGAGGUGGAGCUGGUAAAAAAGGCCACCUGCAGCUAUGUUGAUAUCCAGAACAACAAGCAGUACCUGGUGAUGGGAUCCAGGGGGUCAGAGGUCACGCUGAGCAGGGGCUUCAAGUAUCGUCUUCCUGUGGACUCGGAGGCGCUGGUGGAGCUGUGGAUAGACUGUAGUUCUCCCGAGUGUGAGGACUACAUUACCCAGCGGGCGGACUUUGGUCUGGACCUGCAGUUAUUCGGCUGCCCCGAUGCAUUAUAACUCAGGAGACCAGAUUAACACUUUAUUGUAAUACUGAGGAGAAGAAUGUUCUCCAUCAGGAUGUUUUAUGAGCUCACAGUUUUAAAUGUAAACGGAUCUGAAUUCUUCUUUUUACAAAUUGUGUUGUCAAGUCAUACUUUAUCAAUAAAAGUUAAAUAAAAUAA
Messenger RNA from Anoplopoma fimbria (sablefish), 5260 nucleotides. RefSeq names its product complement component 5 (gene c5). NCBI's taxonomy places the organism in Eukaryota, Metazoa, Chordata, Actinopteri, Perciformes, Anoplopomatidae. Gene Ontology annotation, molecular function: protein binding; endopeptidase inhibitor activity. Gene Ontology annotation, cellular component: extracellular region. The record is from RefSeq and is a predicted model, not a curated record.